This is a messenger RNA of Populus nigra (black poplar), 2469 nucleotides long. Its product is annotated as heat shock protein 81-1-like. The transcript has 3 exons. Gene Ontology annotation, molecular function: ATP-dependent protein folding chaperone; ATP binding; ATP hydrolysis activity. Gene Ontology annotation, biological process: protein stabilization; cellular response to heat; protein folding. Lineage: Eukaryota; Viridiplantae; Streptophyta; Magnoliopsida; Malpighiales; Salicaceae. Gene Ontology annotation, cellular component: plasma membrane; perinuclear region of cytoplasm; protein-containing complex. Bases 141 to 2261 code for a protein of 706 amino acids. The record is from RefSeq and is a predicted model, not a curated record.
UUUUCUAUAAAACCACACUCAAGACUUCCUCUUUUUAUUGCUUCAAUUUCUUCCAAAACCCUAGAUCUCCCUUUUCCCUCUACUAUCUCUUGUGUUGGCGUGUUGUUUCGGUUUCCUUCUUUGUGAGCACAGCAAAAACAAUGGCGGAGGCGGAGACGUUUGCUUUCCAAGCUGAGAUCAAUCAGCUGCUGAGUUUGAUCAUCAACACUUUCUACAGCAACAAAGAGAUAUUUCUUCGUGAACUCAUCAGCAAUUCCUCUGAUGCUUUGGAUAAGAUUCGAUUUGAUAGUUUGACUGACAAGAGCAAGCUCGAUGCCCAACCCGAGCUUUUCAUUCACAUUAUUCCUGACAAGGCCAGCAAUACUCUCACUAUUAUUGAUAGUGGUAUUGGAAUGACCAAGUCUGACUUGGUGAACAACCUCGGUACCAUUGCAAGGUCUGGAACCAAGGAGUUCAUGGAAGCUGUUACUGCUGGCGCUGAUGUUAGUAUGAUUGGACAGUUUGGCGUCGGGUUCUACUCGGCUUACUUGGUUGCUGACAAGGUUGUUGUCACCACCAAACACAAUGAUGAUGAGCAGUAUGUGUGGGAGUCUCAGGCUGGUGGUUCAUUCACGGUCACCAGGGAUACCUCUGGUGAGAACCUUGGCAGAGGUACUAAGAUCACUCUCUUCCUUAAGGAAGACCAAUUGGAGUACCUUGAGGAGCGUCGUCUCAAGGAUCUGAUUAAGAAACAUUCUGAGUUUAUUAGCUAUCCGAUUUCCCUUUGGAUUGAGAAGACCACUGAGAAGGAGAUUUCUGAUGAUGAGGACGAGGAAGAUAAGAAGGACGAGGAAGAUAAGAAGGAUGAGGAGGGUAAUGUAGAGGAUGUUGAUGAGGAGAAGGACAAGGAAGAGAAGAAAAAGAAGAAGAUCAAGGAAAUUUCACAUGAGUGGUCUUUGGUGAACAAGCAGAAGCCCAUCUGGAUGAGGAAACCAGAGGAGAUCACUAAAGAGGAGUAUGGUGCCUUUUACAAGAGCCUUACCAAUGACUGGGAGGAGCACCUUGCAGUGAAGCACUUCUCAGUUGAGGGCCAGCUUGAGUUCAAAGCUGUCCUCUUUGUUCCUAAGAGGGCACCAUUUGACCUCUUUGACACCAAGAAGAAGCAGAACAACAUCAAGCUCUAUGUCCGCCGUGUCUUCAUCAUGGACAACUGUGAGGAGUUGAUGCCUGAAUACUUGAGCUUUGUGAAGGGUAUAGUGGAUUCUGAGGAUCUUCCUCUCAAUAUUUCAAGAGAAAUGCUUCAGCAGAACAAGAUCCUCAAGGUUAUCCGCAAGAACUUGGUCAAGAAGUGCGUUGAGCUCUUCUUUGAGAUUGCCGAGAACAAGGAAGAUUAUGACAAAUUCUACGAGGCAUUCUCUAAGAAUUUGAAGCUUGGUAUUCAUGAGGAUUCUCAGAACAAAUCUAAGAUUGCUGAGUUACUUCGAUAUCACUCGACUAAGAGUGGUGAUGAGUUGACCAGCCUGAAGGAUUAUGUGACAAGGAUGAAGGAGGGCCAGAGUGAUAUCUAUUACAUUACAGGAGAGAGCAAGAAGGCUGUUGAGAACUCCCCGUUCCUUGAGAAGCUGAAGAAGAAGGGAUAUGAGGUUCUGUAUAUGGUCGAUGCAAUUGAUGAAUAUGCCGUGGGACAACUAAAGGAAUUUGAAGGAAAGAAAUUGGUGUCUGCAACCAAGGAAGGUCUUAAGAUUGACGAGACUGAAGAUGAGAAAAAGAAGAAAGAAGAGUUGACGGAGAAGUUUGAGGGUCUGUGCAAGGUGAUCAAGGAUGUGCUUGGUGACAGGGUGGAGAAGGUUGUGGUAUCUGAUCGUGUGGUGGACUCUCCCUGCUGCUUGGUCACUGGAGAGUAUGGUUGGAGUGCGAACAUGGAAAGAAUCAUGAAGGCACAAGCACUGAGGGAUAACAGCAUGGCUGGGUAUAUGUCAAGCAAGAAGACAAUGGAGAUUAAUCCGGAGAACCCAAUCAUGGAUGAGUUGAGGAAGAGGGCUGAUGCUGACAAGAAUGACAAAUCAGUGAAGGACCUGGUCCUCUUGCUAUUUGAGACUGCUUUGCUAACAUCUGGGUUCAGCUUGGAUGAUCCUAACACCUUUGGCAGUCGCAUCCACAGAAUGCUGAAAUUGGGACUGAGCAUUGAUGAAGACACUGCUGGUGCUGACACUGACAUGCCUCCUUUGGAAGAUGCUGCUGAUGAUGCUGAGGAGGGUAGCAAGAUGGAGGAGGUUGACUAAACCCCGGCACUGCAACAGGCCCGUCUCAAGAAGUAGUAGCAUCUACUAGAGUGGUCCCCUCCUAUCCUUCUCCUUCAUUAAUCUAAUCUCAGUCUUCACAAUUAUUGAUUUUGGUUUUGUUAGGGUUUAUCAAGGAUGGUAUCUACUUUUGUUAUUAAGACAUGGUUUCUUUUUCAAUUUAAGCAAGGUACAUGGAAUUUCAUCCCCA